AUGGCUAGCCCUCCUGUGCUGGCUUUCGAUGCUGAGGGCCGCCCAGUGAAGUUCGAAACCUGGCUAGAUGACCUACACCUCUUCCUACAGCUCACUGCCAAGGAGGACAUCUCACUGUACGAUCACGCCCUAGGCCAUGCUCCUGCUCCUGCUGCUACUGCUGACAGCAGUGCCCGCUCACAGUGGCAGACUCAUGACGCCCACGCUCGCUUCGCUAUUCGCAACUCCCUGCCGAUAGAUGAGCGCGAGCACUUUGGGCAGCACAAGACUGCACAGGCACUGUACACUGCUGUCGUUGCGCGCUACUCCUCACCGGCCUCUGCCGCACUAGGCCGUCUCUCUCUUCCCUACCUGUUCCCUGACUUAGCCUCUUUCCACACAGUCGCUGACCUCAUUACGCACCUCCGCACUAGUGAGGCUCGCUUCCGCGCCGCCAUGCCUGAUGAGUUCCUUGCCAAGAACCCACCCCCACUCUGGCUCACUCUCUACCACCUAGUCACCCGCCUCUCUGACACUCUGCGCUCAGUGAGGGACCACUUCCUAGCUCGCUGCCCCACUGAGCUCACCAUUGCCCUCCUCGAGAAGGAACUCCUUGCAGCUGAGGCUAGCAUAGUCGCUGUAGGUGCCUCUCGUGGCGACCCCCGUACCCCAUUCUUUGAGGGGUGUUCUCCUUCCCCCCUUCUUCCCUCUGUCGCCUCUGCUGCUGCUGUCGACCUCCUUGGUGCUGAGAAGGUCGGGACUGCGUCUGCUUCGAGCGCGCGCCGCAGCGGCAAGGGCAAAGGGGGCAAGGGCGGUGGCGGUGACAGCGAGGGAGGCGGUGGUGGGGGCGGUGGCGGCGGUGGGGGUGGUGGCGCGACUGGAGGGGCUAGUGGCAGCGGUGGGGGUGGUGGCGGCAGCGGCGGGGGAGGUGGCAGGGGCGGAGGCGGUGGUGGGGGUGGCGGUGGACGCGGCGGCGGCAGGGGUUGGGGUGGUCGAGGAGGUGGCGGCGGCGGUGGUGGUCCACGGGGGGGGGGGGGGGGGGGUGGCUUUAGCUGCACGUACGUCAUUCGCACUGGUGACCGCACUGGUCAGCCGUGUGGGGGACCGCACGCCACACAGCGCUGCUUUGCUCGUCUCAACGACGCUUGGCGUGUUCAGUUCCCUCAGGCCACUGAGCUGCCCCGCUGGGUUGAUCUCUUGAAGAAGGGGAUUGAUAUCUAUGCUCUAGACUUUGAUGCUAUUCUCACUGCUAUGUAUGUGAUGUCUACUAGUGGAGAGGGUGCUGAGUACCUGUGUGUGCCGCCCGACCUGGGCAUUAGGACUAGUGCGUCUGCCGCUCCAGGUACUCGCGUGUCCGCUACCCCAGGUGCUGGUGAGGCAGCUGCUCUAGGUGCUUCUCGCUGCUUCUUUCGUGACUGCACUGCCCUUGAGCCGCUUGCUUGGCCAGUUGCUGUCUCCCUCGCUGACCCCUCUGGGGGUCCGGUCAUUACGACCUCCUCCACUGUCCUCCCCUGUCCUGCGGUCCCGUCGGGCAUACUGUCAGGUCUCCACCUCCCCUCGUUCUCUACGAACCUGGUGGCAGGAUGUGCGCUCCAGGACGGGGGUGUUCACCAGUUCAUCCCUGCCUACGAGCGAGUGACACACUACACGUGUGCUCGUACGGGCCGUCACUUGGCUACCUUCACUCGGCAGCCGGGGUCGGACCUGUACACACUGACCACUGAGUCCCCUCAGGUCGCUGCGUCUGCGUCUGCGUCCGCGUCAGGUCAGCUACCAGCCCCCUGCUCGUGUCGCUCUUUGGCACAUGAGACUGUCCUCUGGCACCACCGCCUUGGCCACCCGUCUGUGCAGCGCCUUCGUGCCAUGCACUCCCGAUACCUUGUCUAUGGCCUUCCCAGGGUCCUUCCUCCCCUCCCUCCCUCACCUGCUCCUCCCUGUCUUCCCUGUGUUGAGGGGCGGCAGCGCGCCGCUCCUCACUCCUCCUCGUUUCCCCCGACGACUGCUCCCUUGCAGACGCUCCACAUGGACGUGUGGGGCCCAGCCCGCGUCCGUGGUCAGGGUCAGGAGAGGUACUUCCUGAUAGUUGUUGACGAUUACUCGCGCUACACCACGGUCUUCCCCUUGCGCACCAAGGGUGAGGUCCCUGAUGUCUUGAUCCCUUGGAUCCGCAGAGCCCGUCUCCAGCUCAGCGAGCAUUUCCACUCGGACUUUCCUGUCCUGCGCUUGCACUCUGACAGAGGUGGUGAGUUCUCCUCCGACCUCUUGGCAGCCUACUGUGCUGAGCACGGCAUUGAGCAGUCGUUCACGCUUCCGGCCUCUCCACAGAAGAAUGGGAUUGCAGAGCGCCGCAUUGGCCUGGUCAUGGAGGUCGCCCGUACCUCCUUGAUCCAUGCGGCUGCCCCCCACUUUCUGUGGCCGUUUGCGGUCCGGUACGCUGCGCAUUAG
Closterium sp. NIES-65 is the source of this 2424-nucleotide messenger RNA. The record is from the annotation of a GenBank genome assembly. Lineage: Eukaryota; Viridiplantae; Streptophyta; Zygnematophyceae; Desmidiales; Closteriaceae.